Molecule: messenger RNA, 1639 nt
Organism: Megalobrama amblycephala (Wuchang bream)
Lineage: Eukaryota; Metazoa; Chordata; Actinopteri; Cypriniformes; Xenocyprididae
Product: NADH-cytochrome b5 reductase 3
Exons: 9
Coding region: 117-1031 (304 amino acids)
Cellular component (GO): mitochondrion
Molecular function (GO): oxidoreductase activity; FAD binding
Source: RefSeq, a predicted model, not a curated record
UUGUUUGCCUCCAACACCGAGCUCUACGCCUGCGUAUUCAUGGGUGUGUCGACGAACGUUUAGUCUGCAGGUUUGUUCUGACUGAAUCUCCUUGUAGAAGUAGAUCAUCACUCGUCAUGAGUUACUUCAUGUCCACUACAGUAGCAGUGACAGUUGGAGUGGUGCUGGUCUCAACAGCAGGUCUGCUGGGUUAUUAUUACUUUAACAGGAAAAGGAAACCACAGAUUACACUGAUUGAUCCCUCUGAAAAAUACAAAUUGAGACUAGUAGACAAAGAGAUCAUAAGUCAUGAUACCCGCAGGUUUCGGUUCGCCUUGCCUAGCCCAGAGCAUGUUUUGGGAUUACCAGUAGGCAAGCAUGUUUAUCUCUCUGCCAGGAUUGAUGGGAAUUUGAUUGUGCGUCCUUACACACCAGUGUCCAGUGAUGAUGACAAAGGAUUCGUUGACCUAGUUGUGAAGAUUUAUUUUAAGAAUGUGCACCCAAAGUUCCCCGAAGGGGGAAAGAUGUCCCAGUACCUGGAGAGUUUGAGGAUCGGAGAUGUGAUUGACUUCAGAGGACCAGGAGGUUUGCUGGAGUACAAAGGGGAAGGUCAGUUCGCUAUACAGGCCGAUAAGAAGGCCCCUGCCGAGACCAAGACUGUAAAAACAUUGGGUCUUAUCUCUGGAGGAACAGGCAUUACACCAAUGUUGCAGCUGAUUCGUGACAUUAUCAAGAACCCAAGUGACACAACUACAUGCAGCCUGCUCUUUGCCAACCAGACUGAGAAGGACAUUCUGCUGAAGGAUGAGCUGGAGGAGAUUCAGGCGAGGCAUCCAGAUCGCUUCAAACUCUGGUUCACGGUGGACAGAGCUCCUGAAGAUUGGGAGUACAGUCAGGGCUUCAUCAAUGCUGAGAUGAUUCAGGAGCACCUGCCUCCACCCAAUGACGACUCUAUGAUCCUCAUGUGCGGUCCACCUCCCAUGAUCCAGUUUGCCUGUAAUCCCAACCUGGACAAACUCGGCUACCGGCAGAGCCAACGCUUCGUCUAUUAGACCGUUCUCGGCGUUCAAGGCCCAGACCACUAAAUACUCCAAAGAUACAGACACUGAGUUGCACACAAUUGUGUUUAAGCAAAUAUGACAUUUCAAAUCUGCUCUUAUAUAGCAAAUUACCCUGUUAUGGACAGUAUAUAAUACAUAUUAAAUGUUUAAAUGCUAGUCUGUCCAGGCGUAAUUGAUUCUUCAUAUUAAAAGCCCUUAAUUAUAUAACAUGAUACGACGAUCUGCUGUCUCCUCAGGCUUUAUAUUCACCAUUGUGGUUUGAUGUGCUCUGAAAGCUCACAAUAAGAUGCUGAAACUAGGAGGAAAAAAACAAUCUAAUGCACUUGAAAAGGCACCAGUGUGUUAAGACACCUGCUUGCUGAAUUUAAUGCUGAAUAUUAUAUUUAUGUGCCUAUGUGACUGACAUUCAUAUUUGGUGUAUGUGCACAUUGUUAUGAGAUGCAUUUGCUGUCACUGAAGUCUUUUUGUAUGCAUGCUGCACUCCAUAUGUUUAUCUGUUGUGUUAACCUUAAACCUUAAAAAGCAAUGCAAUUAUUUUAUACGAAAUGCACUAAAGGAACACAACUAGGAAAUGCUUAUUAAAGUGUUUUCACUGGCAA